Molecule: messenger RNA, 1394 nt
Organism: Aureobasidium pullulans EXF-150
Lineage: Eukaryota; Fungi; Ascomycota; Dothideomycetes; Dothideales; Saccotheciaceae
Product: PH domain-like protein
Exons: 1
Coding region: 102-1277 (391 amino acids)
Biological process (GO): deadenylation-independent decapping of nuclear-transcribed mRNA; deadenylation-dependent decapping of nuclear-transcribed mRNA; positive regulation of catalytic activity
Cellular component (GO): P-body
Molecular function (GO): enzyme activator activity; mRNA binding
Source: RefSeq, a predicted model, not a curated record
CUCACAGCUCCGUCGCACUGCUACACCAGAGUAAAGCAGCAGCACAACAACGAGGCGGCGACGAGUCUUAGCACCAUCACUUUAUAUAUCAGAUAUUCACAAUGCCGCCCAAGAACCGCAACAACCGCAACUCGCACCCGCGACCUACGGCCCAUCACCACGUUCCUUCAGACUACGACACCGACACUGCAUAUGCGACCGACGCCAUGAGCCUCCCACAACCAGCACCCAUUCCGGCGCGCACCAACGAAGAGCUCAACCUCAGUGUACUGCAACGACACGACCCUUCGGUCCAUCAAAUCCUAUCUGUCGCUCCUUUUGCCGUUGUCUACACCUUCAACCCGGUCUCGACAAGCUGGGAAAAGCAAGGAGCAGAGGGCACAUUGUUCGUCUGCUCGCUUCUGCCACCGGUCGGAGGUCCCCAGAUUGAGCGAUACAGCUGCAUUGUUCUGAAUCGCCGCGGUCUCGAAAACUUCUCGAGCGAACUGUUCUCGGCCGAAUCCGUUCAAGUGACGGACGACUAUGUCAUCCUACAGGUCGAAGGAGAGGAUGGAAGUGCGAACAUCUACGGUCUCUGGAUUUUCGCCGAAGAAGGAGGAAGCACGGUACAGACGAGGGUGGUGAAUGCCUUGAUCAUCCAAGAAUGUGCAAAGAGGGCCGAAGACAGCAGGGACGCGGCUGCUGUGGCUGAUGUGGAAGACGAGUACAUUGAGGAAGAACUGCCGCCAUCGAUGCAGCCGAAUUUCGAGGAGCCGCCGCCGCCGACAAUACAUCGACAGCAAAAGGAACCGGAGCAACAGAGAUACGAGUACGAGCAAGAAGCACAAGGCCAACAAGUAAAUCUCUUGCACCUUUUCAAGAGCAACCAGCAACAACAACGUCCCGCGCUUGCCUCGCCUUUCCAAUCUCACGAUCAGCAGCAAUACUACGCCAUGCAACACCAACACCAACUCCAGCAUCAGCAACAUCAACAGCAGCUUCAGCAGCAACAACACCAACAGCAAUUAGCUGCCAUGCAACAGCAACAACAGCUUCAGCAGCAACAAAUGCUACAACAACAUCAAGCCAUGCAGCAUCAGCAUCAGCAGCACCAACAUCAACCUCAAAACUUCAACGCUGCUCCCCCUCCACUACCUGGAUAUGGUGCUCCUCAACAAUACUCUCAGCAAUACCCUCAACAGCAUCCUCAGCAGCACCCUCCUCCUCCUCAAGCACAACCUCAAGGACAGGCCGAUGUUUUGAUGAGUCUGUUCUCAAACGCCAGACGUGGAUAUUAGACGGAAGUGUAAUGGCACGCAACGACAAUGGCCAGAAGAGCAAAGAGAUGGUUAUUACGAAGAUACCCCCCAUUGUUUUGACAGAAACUCACAAUCCUACCUUCUUUUCCGAUCUUC